Thermochaetoides thermophila DSM 1495 is the source of this 2682-nucleotide messenger RNA. RefSeq lists its product as uncharacterized. Lineage: Eukaryota; Fungi; Ascomycota; Sordariomycetes; Sordariales; Chaetomiaceae. The record is from RefSeq and is a predicted model, not a curated record. The coding region runs from base 1 to 2682 and encodes 893 amino acids. The transcript is spliced from 10 exons.
AUGACGGCAGCGGCGCUGAACUCGGGGCUUCUCCCCUCAGACGUCGCGGGGGCCGUCCCAUCUAGGUCCGCACUGGACCUCGUCCAGGCGCUCAUACACGACGCGGAGACCAUGUCGAGGCAAGGCUACCAUGGGCUCCUGGUCACCCUGGAUGUGGAUUCAGCCUACCCCUCUGUCCAACCGCCGAUCCUCCGCGAGGUCCUGGCAGACCAAGGGUCUUCGUUUAUGUACAUGGACGACCAUGCGCAACUGUCCUGGAGUAAGCACCCGAUUCAACUGGUCCACCAUGCCUCCCUUAGGGUCAGUCAGUUAUGCGCUAAGGCCCGGGGGCUCGGCCUCAGGAUCGACCCAAGCAAGACGGAGGUCCUCUACAUUCCUCCCCGCGGAGCCCGGGCGAAGUGGAGUAGGAUAGACCCCGCGAGGAUCUCGACUCAGGUCGAGGGAGUGUUCCUCUCCCCGAGCAAGUCCAUCAACAUCGGCGACGGCCUCGGUGGUAGGCUUGAUCAAACGCCUAUCCAGCACGAGCCUUCGGGGCUUCCCCCAUCGGCAGGCCCCAAUAUUUUCAACGCAGUCGUCACCCCCUCUCUCCUUUCCAUCCAGACUCGCGACGGUUUGGUCGUCUCUCGCCAGGGUUGCGAACGCGGCGCUGAGAGCGAUUUUCCCGGUGUGGAGAACGAUACCGACCCCGUGGCUCUGGUGGCUGGCUGGCUUGCCCAACCCCCUUACCGCGGUUGGUCCCGUUUGCAUCAGGCAGCUUCUGGCCUCGGGGCUAGGCCCCAGUGGGAGCCCAAACGCCUAGGCGUCAGGGCGUGGCUCGGCCUCCCCCUCGACGCCCCCAAGAGACGCCGAGUGCCUCCCCCAGAUAUGCGUGGAUGGUGGCGGGCUAAUAAGCCUGCGUCGGCCCUUUGGGAUGGACACACAGCCAAGCCCUUCCUCGAAAGGUUCUCCCGGCAGUGUCUCUCCCGCUGGCUAGCGGAGGCUUCGGGCCAUGGAGACUUCUCGGAAUACCACGUGCGAUUUAACCACCCCCGGGGGGCGUUAAAGGAGUGCCCCUGUGGCAGAGUAGUGUCUAGAGGCCACUUCUUCUCCUGCCCUCUCGCUAUCUUUAACAACCCGCUCGCAGGUAGGCUGGACCUGAGGGCGUUCUGGACUUCUUUCCAACUAUUCAGGUCCAGGGCCUCCCAGAUCGAACUUUGGGGCCAAGCCUGGGAUGCCGCCACUGGGCGCCUUAUCCCAACGUUGAGACCCCUUCACCUCCCCCUACGUACACGACCCCAGUCCCACAGGGGCAUCGACCCCGACACCGAUUCGUCGGAGUCGGAGUCGGAGCUGGAGAUCCACAUCCCCGGGCCUGCCACGGGGACCGUAGCGGAUGCCCUCGAGGAUGCUUGGGCUAAGGGGCUCAGUUUGCCGAGCCACUUCACUGAGGAUACCCUGAACGAGCACAAUAUUGGUGCUGUAACUGCCUCCUCUGCCGUCAGCAACAUUGGUGCCAUUAACAAUAUUUGCUUUCCCACCAUCAACAACGUUGGCUCCCUUGACGUCAACAGCACUGGUUCCGCUGCUGGCAACAUCACUAGCCCCCCUACUGCCGACAACACCACCGGCUCCCCUGGCAAUACCCACAACGUCAAUCUUCAGUUCCACAGUAGUAUCCAAAACAGUGGUUCCGGGAACGUAAUUGGCCACGUUCAAUCGCAGGUGAUCAACUAUCACCAAGCAGACGACCAAACCGUGGAGCAGCUAAUUGCCAACCUCGUAAAGCAACUGCUCAGCAACAAGCUUCCGCCGCCAUCAGCAGUUAUGGAUAUAUAUGCGCAACACAAAAAGCACAGGUCGCAGCCAUCGUUGAGCGAUCUUGAAGGUAUGUUCCAUGCUGUGGCCGCACUGUACAAGGAUGGAGUCUUUGUUAUUGUUGACGCGCUCGAUGAGUGCCAAAUGAGUGACAAUAUUCGUUCCAAAUUCAUUGAAACAUUGCUGCGCCUUCAGUUGAGGAAAAGUAAUGUCAACAUCCUCGCCACAUCCCGGCCUGUACCUGAUAUUGUGGAAGCCUUUGAUGGGUAUUCCCGACUUCAGAUAGUUGCCCAGAGGGACGACAUCGAGCGAUAUAUACGCAAUAAAAUGCCCAACCUGCGCGCUGUCUCAAAAUACCCGCACCUCCAAGAUGAAAUCAUCGACUGCAUUGCCAGUGUCGCAGAUGGCAUGUUCCUACUUGCUCACCUCUUCUUCGAAGCCUUGAAAGAUAAAGUCAGCGCAAAACUCAUCCGUAAAACAUUGAAAGAGCUUCAAAACGACGCUAAGGAGAAGGAGCCAAAGCAUGCCCUAUUACGCCGGGCAUAUGACGAUGCAAUGGAGCGAAUAAAUGGGCAACCGGUCGGAUAUAAGAAGCUUGCCAACCAUGUGCUAUCGUGGAUCAUCUGCGCCAAACGUCCUCUCAAAACAAUAGAGGUUCAGUAUGCGUGGGCUGUCAAGGACAGUGAGGACGAACUUGAUGAAACCGCGAUCCCCGAUGCCGAAGAUAUGCUUUCGAUAGUCGAGUUGAUCCAAACCGACAAGACAACGAGGGCCGAGAGCCGCUACAUUGGGCAGCAGGGAAUGGCAAUACAGAUGUUGUUAAAACGCUAUUAUCGAAUGGACGAAUGGACCCAGACAGGAAGGAUAGAGAGGGCCGAACGCCUUUGA